CACGAUUUGUCCCACUAGUAGUUGUUCACAUCAUGUCGCAGUACUCAAAAAUAUCAAUAUUUUAUAUAAGUGUCACAUCGCAUGAUUUUCCCGGCUAUUCCCAUUUGUGCACCCAUAACACUCCGAAUCCGCGGCAACAAUAACUGGUGAAAGUUCACGCUCACUUGUGUGAAGUUUAAGUGCCUUCUCGAUUUCUUACUCACCUGAGUCACCUCGACAUUCAUUUCCUUGCUCGUCCCCUUUAAGUCAUUAGCAAUGUCUGGUGCAGCAUCUGCGGCCGCUGGGUCGAAACUCUCCGCAUUCAUGAACCAUCCAGCUGGUCCGAAGACAGUCUUUUUCUGGGCACCAUUGAUGAAGUGGUGUCUCGUUGCCGCUGGUGUAAAGGACUUGAGUCGGCCAGCAGAUAAACUCAGCAUAUCCCAAAACGUUGCGCUCGCAUGCACAGGUUUUAUCUGGGUGAGAUACUCGGUGGUCAUUACCCCGGUAAACUACAGUUUGGCAGCGGUGAACUUCUUUGUUGGCGCUACCGGUUUAGGGCAGUUGGCUCGGAUCGCAAAUCACCGGUACAACGGAGAGGCAGUCAAGGCUUGAUUGGUUUCUUUUGAGAGUUUCACUAUGUAUUCAUGCUUCCCUUGCAAUAUCACUUUGGUCGAAGCUCCGCGAAUCGUUCUUAUUCGAAUCAU
Messenger RNA from Suillus plorans, 683 nucleotides. RefSeq names its product mitochondrial pyruvate carrier. Gene Ontology annotation, cellular component: mitochondrial inner membrane. The record is from RefSeq and is a predicted model, not a curated record. Lineage: Eukaryota; Fungi; Basidiomycota; Agaricomycetes; Boletales; Suillaceae. Gene Ontology annotation, molecular function: pyruvate transmembrane transporter activity. Bases 256 to 591 code for a protein of 111 amino acids. The transcript has 5 exons. Gene Ontology annotation, biological process: pyruvate import into mitochondria.